This is a messenger RNA of Suricata suricatta (meerkat), 2884 nucleotides long. RefSeq names its product eukaryotic translation initiation factor 3 subunit B (gene EIF3B). Gene Ontology annotation, molecular function: translation initiation factor binding; translation initiation factor activity; RNA binding. The record is from RefSeq and is a predicted model, not a curated record. The transcript has 19 exons. Gene Ontology annotation, biological process: translational initiation. The coding region runs from base 72 to 2435 and encodes 787 amino acids. Gene Ontology annotation, cellular component: eukaryotic translation initiation factor 3 complex. NCBI's taxonomy places the organism in Eukaryota, Metazoa, Chordata, Mammalia, Carnivora, Herpestidae.
CGGCGCUGCGCAGUGUGGCCUGGGAGAGUCGGAAGCGCGGUGAGGGCGGGUGAGGCGGCAGCGGCGGGCCCAUGCAGGACGCGGAGAACGUGGCGGCGCCCGAGGCGGCCGAGCAGCUAGCAGAGCCCGGACAGCCGCAGCAUCCAGCUGCUGAGCCGCCACGACCGGGAGAGGAGCCGUCGCGGCCCGCGGGACCCGGCGCCCUGGAGGCGGCAGUUGGCGAGGACGCGGAGGCCGGGCCGGAGCCCGACGUGCCGGCCGAGCCCGCGGCCGACGGGGAGGAGAAGGCGACUUUGGGCCCAGGCUCGUCCCCACCGCCGCCUGAGGAGCCCCCCGCGUCGGCCCCGUCUGUGGGUGAGGCCUCGGCAGAGCAGGCCAGGGACGAGUCAGCUGAGGCCGGGUCCGAGGGGGCGGGCGGAGAGGACGGCGGCGCGGACGAGCCCUCCUUCAGCGAUCCCGAGGACUUCGUGGACGAUGUGAGCGAGGAAGAACUGCUGGGGGACAUUCUCAAAGAUCGGCCGCAGGAGGCAGAUGGGAUUGACUCAGUAAUCGUGGUGGAUAACGUUCCUCAAGUGGGACCCGACCGCCUGGAGAAGCUCAAAAACGUCAUCCAUAAAAUCUUUUCCAAGUUUGGGAAAAUCACAAAUGAUUUUUAUCCAGAGGAGGAUGGAAAGACAAAAGGGUAUACGUUCCUGGAAUAUGCUUCCCCUGCCCAUGCCUUGGAUGCCGUGAAAAACGCGGACGGCUAUAAGCUGGACAAGCAGCACACUUUCAGGGUCAAUCUCUUCACGGACUUUGACAAGUACAUGACGAUCAGCGAUGAAUGGGAUAUUCCAGAGAAACAACCUUUCAAGGACUUGGGGAACCUGCGUUACUGGCUUGAAGAGGCCGAGUGCAGGGAUCAGUACAGUGUUAUUUUUGAGAGCGGAGACCGUACUUCCAUUUUUUGGAACGACGUGAAGGACCCUGUCUCCAUCGAAGAGAGAGCGAGGUGGACGGAGACCUAUGUGCGCUGGUCCCCCAAGGGCACCUACCUGGCCACCUUUCACCAGAGAGGCAUCGCUCUCUGGGGGGGAGAGAAAUUCAAGCAGAUCCAGCGGUUCAGCCACCAGGGGGUCCAGCUCAUUGACUUCUCGCCCUGCGAAAGGUACCUGGUGACUUUCAGUCCCCUGGUGGACACUCAGGACGACCCUCAGGCCAUUAUUAUCUGGGAUACCCUGACCGGGCAGAAGAAGAGGGGCUUCCACUGUGAGAGCUCAGCCCAUUGGCCGAUCUUCAAGUGGAGCCAUGAUGGGAAAUUCUUUGCCAGAAUGACCCUCGACACGCUUAGCAUUUAUGAAACUCCUUCCAUGGGUCUUUUGGACAAGAAGAGCUUGAAGAUCUCUGGCAUAAAAGACUUCUCUUGGUCUCCUGGUGGUAACAUCAUCGCCUUUUGGGUGCCUGAAGACAAAGAUAUCCCAGCCAGGGUGACCUUGAUGCAGCUUCCUACCAGACAGGAGAUCAGGGUCAGGAAUCUCUUCAACGUGGUAGAUUGCAAGUUGCAUUGGCAAAAAAACGGAGAUUACUUGUGCGUGAAAGUGGACAGGACCCCGAAAGGUACCCAGGGCGUGGUCACGAAUUUUGAAAUUUUUCGAAUGAGGGAAAAACAGGUGCCUGUUGACGUGGUGGAAAUGAAAGAAACUAUCAUAGCUUUUGCCUGGGAGCCGAACGGGAGUAAGUUUGCGGUGCUGCACGGGGAGGCCCCUCGGAUAUCCGUAUCCUUCUACCACGUGAAGAGCAACGGGAAGAUUGAACUUAUCAAGAUGUUUGAUAAGCAGCAGGCAAACACCAUCUUCUGGAGCCCCCAGGGACAGUUCGUCGUGUUGGCUGGCCUGAGGAGUAUGAACGGCGCCUUGGCCUUCGUGGACACUUCGGACUGCACGGUCAUGAACAUCGCGGAGCACUACAUGGCCUCUGACGUGGAGUGGGACCCCACUGGGCGCUACGUGGUCACCUCUGUGUCCUGGUGGAGCCACAAGGUGGACAACGCCUACUGGCUGUGGACCUUCCAGGGGCGCCUGCUGCAAAAGAACAACAAGGACCGCUUCUGCCAACUGCUCUGGAGGCCACGGCCGCCCACGCCACUGAGCCAGGACCAGCUCAAGCAAAUUAAAAAGGAUCUGAAGAAAUACUCCAAGAUCUUUGAACAAAAGGAUCGUCUGAGUCAAUCUAAAGCCUCGAAGGAACUAGUAGAGAGAAGACGUACCAUGAUGGAAGACUUCCGAAAAUACCGGAAAAUGGCCCAGGAGCUCUACAUGGAGCAGAAAAACGAGCGUCUAGAAUUGCGAGGAGGUGUGGACACAGACGAGCUGGACAGCAACGUGGAAGACUGGGAGGAGGAGACCAUUGAGUUCUUCGUCACUGAGGAGAUCAUCCCCCUGGGCAAUCCGGAGUGACCUGAGCAACAUGCAUCCUCGGGCUUGUGCCACAAUGACACCAUCCUGCAGAGCCCACCUGGUGCCUGGAGGUGACCAGUGCUUUCUCUUCUCCAGACUCUGUGCCCGGAUCCUCCCAUCCUCAAGCGUCACUGUGCCUUCAGCCCCUGCCCCCCGUCCCUGCUGUAGGGGGGCUUUCAAGGCACUGCUUUACUUUUUUGUCGUUUGGGGUUUUUAAAGUCACGCCCCCAGUGUUUGUUACUCAGACUCGUGCACGGCAGGGGCAGGUUCCUGCCUUCUGAGGCGCAGCCCAGUGGUCUCCCUUUGGUGACUCGUCCUGUCCCUUGUGCGGAGGCCAGUGUGGCUGUGUCCCGGACACGGGAGUCGCGCACCAGGGUCCCCACGCCACUCAGGUUGUGCUAGGUUUUCAAUGAGCAGAGCGUGGAAAUAAAAGCAAACCUGUAUGAAAA